UGGAGGAUUAAGUGGGGAAGCGGGGCUGUGGGGCGCUGGACCCCGAAAUAAGGAGAGCCCCCCUCUUCCUCCUCCUCCGGCAGUUCAGCAAAGGGGCGUUCCUGGCUCCCCCCCCCCCGGAAUCCCAGCUGAGGGGGGGGGGAUAAGGCAGGCGCUGCUGAGCUGGCGGGCGAGGAAGCGGCUCUGGCGCCGAGAUCAGGAAGGGAAACCAGGCCGGGGGGGGGUCCCACGCCCUCCCGCAAGAUCCGCGCCUGGUGCCAGGGGGCAAGCCGACAUCCCGGCAGAUGUACCCCAGACCUGGAACUCCCCCCCCCCCGCCUCCCCCGUGCGCUUUUGUCUCUGUGGAACCAGAGCAGAGACCAGAGGCAGAAUGUUUUGCCCCAGAGGUUCCUGUUGUUUGGGAGCUCCUUUUCUACUGCGUAUUCAUGGGGAGGACCUCUUCCUUGAAGGCCCAGCAGAGUAUUAAAUGCAGUUGCCAGAUCUUUGAGGCCAUCUGGGAAGACACACCGUCCACCUCAGGCAAGAGUGAAAAGACAUACUUGAUGUCUUCUCCGCCAUCUCCUGUGCUUGGCGAAAGGAAGAGAGCCACCAUGCAGCCAGCUCAGGAUGGAGUAUCCUUUGAAGAGGUGGCUGUGUAUUUCACUAUGGAGGAGUGGGUCCUGUUGCGGCCAACGCAAAGGGCUCUGUACAAGGAAGUGAUGCUGGAGAACUUUCGGAAUGUGUCUUCUGUGGGUCCUCUGAUUGCUAAGCCUGAACUCAUAGCCCAACUAGAAGAGGAAGAAGAGGUGUUUCUCAAGAUCUUCGAUGAAAAGGAGGAACUAGCAGGAGAAGUGGAGUCAGCGAAUGAAAUGAAAGAGCGUUGUGUGAGGGAAAAACAAGAUACAUAUUCAGAUGGAAAGGACGGCAUUGAAUGUUGUGAUGCCCUGAAAAAGGAGAACCCAUAUAAUUCUCUGGAGUGUGGCAAAGACUUCAGUGAGAGUGGAAGCCUUACCUCCCAUCAAAGAAUACACACAGGGGAGAAACCAUACAAAUGCCUGGAGUGUGGAAAAGGCUUCCGUGGGAGUGCACACCUCACUUCCCACCAAAGAAUUCACACAGGCGAGAAACCAUAUAAAUGCCCGGAGUGUGGAAAAGACUUCAGUGAGAGUGGAAACCUUACUACCCAUCGAAGAAUGCACACAGGGGAGAAACCAUAUAAAUGCCAAGAGUGUGGAAAAGGCUUCAGUGAGUGCGGAAACCUCACUACCCAUCGAAGAAUACACACAGGGGAGAAACCAUAUAAAUGCCAGGAGUGUGGAAAAGGCUUUAGUUACAGUGGCAGCCUGAAAUCCCAUCAAAAAAUUCACACAGGGGAGAAACCAUAUAAAUGCAUGGAGUGUGGAAAAGCCUUCAGUUACAGUGCAAACCUCAAAUCCCAUCAAAAAAUCCACACAGGGGAGAAACCAUACAAAUGCCUGGAGUGUGGGAAAAGCUUCAGUCAGAGUGGAAGCCUCAAAUCCCAUCAAAAAAUUCACACAGGUGAGAAACCAUAUAAAUGCAUGGAAUGUGGAAAAGGUUUCAGUACGAGUGGAGCCCUUAUUUCCCAUCAAAGAACUCACACAGGGGAGAGACCAUUCAGAUGCCUGAAGUGUGGGAAAGACUUCCGUACGAGGGGACACCUUACUUCACAUCGAAUAAUUCACACAGGGGAGAAACCAUAUAAAUGCCUGGAGUGUGGGAAAGACUUCCGUACAAGGGGACACCUUACUUCACAUCGAACAAUUCACACAGGGGCAAAACCAUAUAAAUGCCCGGAGUGUGGGAAAGCUUUCAAUUUCAGAGCAACACUUGCUUCACAUCAGAUAACUCACUCAGGGCAGAAACCGUAUAUAUGCCAGGAGUGUGGCAAAGACUUCUAUGAGAGGAAACAGCUUACUUCACAUCGAAGAAUUCACACUGGAGAGAAACCAUACAAAUGCCUGGAGUGUGGCAAAGACUUCACUAUGAGUGGACACCUUACUUCACAUCGAAGAAUUCACACAGGAGAGAAACCAUACAAAUGCCUGGAGUGUGGAAAAGGCUUCCGUGAGAGUACACACCUCACUACCCACCAAAGAAUUCACACAGGCGAGAAACCAUACAAAUGCCUGGAGUGUGGAAAAGCCUUCAGUCGCAGCACAAAUCUUAUUUUACAUCAGACAGUUCACACAAUGGAGAAACCGGACAAAUACCUGGAGUGUGGAAAAGACUUCAGUCAGAGUGGAAACCUUUCUUUUCAUUUUGGAAUUCACACAAGGGAGAAACCAUACAAAUGCCUGGAGUGUGGAAAAGGCUUCCGUGAGAGUGGACACCUCACUUCCCACCGAAGAAUACACACAGGGGAAAAACCAUAUAAAUGCGAGAAGUGUGGAAAAAGCUUCAGUCAGAGUGGUAGCCUCAAAUCCCAUCAAAAAAUUCACACAGGGGAGAAGCCAUAUAAAUGCCAGGAAUGUGGAAAAGGCUUCAGUCAGAGUGGAAACCUCACUACCCAUCAAAGAAUUCAUACAGGCGAGAAACCAUACAAAUGCCUGGAGUGUGGAAAAAGCUUCCGUGAGAAUGCACACCUCACUCUCCACCAAAGAAUACACACAGGGGAGAAACCAUAUAAAUGCCAGGAGUGUGGAAAAAGCUUCAGUCAGGGUGGAAGCCUUACUGUCCAUUUAGGAAUUCACACAGGGAAGAAACCAUAUAAAUGCAUGGAAUGUGGAAAAGGUUUCAGUACAAGUGGAGCCCUCAUUUCCCAUCAAAGAAUUCACACACAGGGGAAACCAUUUAAAUGCUAGGAGUGUCAAAAGGUUUUAGUCAGAGUGGAACCCUUAUUUCCCAUGAAAGUAUUCACACUGGGGAGAAACCAUUCAUAUGCCUGGAGUGUGGAAAAGACUUCUGUGAGAGGAGACACCUUACUUCACAUCGUAGAAUUCACACAACGACAAAACCAUAUAAAUACCUGGAGUGUGGGAAAGCCUUUAAUUUCAGGGUAACACUUGCUUCCCUUCAGAGAACUCACUCAGGGUAGAACUCACAUUAAUGCUAGGAGUGUGGAGUAGCCUUCAGUUACAGUUCAAACCUCACCUCCCAUCAAAGAAUUCACAGAAGGGGGAACCCAUAUAAAUUCCUGGUGUGAGGAAAAGCCUUCAGUCACAGUAGAAACAGUAGAAACCUUACUUCCCAUCAAAGAAUUCACUCAGGGAGAAAUGAAAUAAAUGUCUUGAAUUCAGAAGAAGGUUUCAAUGAAAAUAGGCACUUAUUUCCCAUCAAACAAUUCACGCUUGUAUGAAGACUCCAUAUAAAUGGCUGGAGCGUGGAAAAAGUUUCAGCUGGGUUUCACACCUUACGUAUCAUCAAAGAAAUCACGUGGGAGAAAUCAUAGUAAAUACAGCUAACUAGUCUCUAUUCUAUGCUGCAAUCUCUGAUAGCAUUUGGGUCAGUUAUUCCUUUUUGACGACUGACCUUUCUGGUGAGCCUUGUAACAUGAAAACACUGGCCAACAGUAACCUAUUCAUAGACUCCAUUUUCAGAGCUAAUUGUUUCUCUUUGGUUUUUUUUAAAUCUAGAUUACCUUCUUCUCUAUUGAUUCUACUCUCUGACCCAAGUUUUCUUCUGGCCAUAUUUUUAUUGCUCUUUUUCCUCUUUCCCUUUUCCCUCCUGAGUUCUCAAUCACUUUAUACAAACCUGGCCUGGUUA
Messenger RNA from Sphaerodactylus townsendi, 3702 nucleotides. RefSeq names its product zinc finger protein 420-like. Gene Ontology annotation, molecular function: RNA polymerase II cis-regulatory region sequence-specific DNA binding; DNA-binding transcription repressor activity, RNA polymerase II-specific. The transcript has 6 exons. Bases 285 to 2801 code for a protein of 838 amino acids. NCBI's taxonomy places the organism in Eukaryota, Metazoa, Chordata, Lepidosauria, Squamata, Sphaerodactylidae. Gene Ontology annotation, biological process: negative regulation of transcription by RNA polymerase II. The record is from RefSeq and is a predicted model, not a curated record.